Suricata suricatta (meerkat) is the source of this 1412-nucleotide messenger RNA. RefSeq names its product collectrin, amino acid transport regulator (gene CLTRN). The record is from RefSeq and is a predicted model, not a curated record. The transcript has 6 exons. Lineage: Eukaryota; Metazoa; Chordata; Mammalia; Carnivora; Herpestidae. The coding region runs from base 83 to 751 and encodes 222 amino acids.
GGUCACAGAACGGCUAAGGCAGCUUUAAGUGGAGGGUGGAUAUUUAUCCCUGCGUUUGCCUUGUGUUCUCCACUCUGAAAAAAUGUUGUGCCUGCUCUUUUUCCUGGUGACUGCUAUUCAUGCUGAACUCUGUCAUCCAGAUGCAGAAAAUGCUUUUAAAGUACGACUUAGUAUCAGAUCAGCUCUGGGAGAUAAAGCGUAUGCCUGGGACACAAAUGAAGAAUAUCUCUUCAAAGCGAUGGUGGCCUUCUCCAUGAGGAAAGUUCCCAACAGGGAAACAACGGAAAUUUCCCACGUCCUAGUUUGCAAUGUAACCCAGCGAGUGUCCUUCUGGUUUGUGGUUACAGAUCCUUCGAAAAAUCACACCCUUCCUGCUGUUGAGGUACAGUCAGCCAUAAGAAUGAGUAGGAAUCGGAUCAACAGUGCCUUCUUUUUGAAUGACCAGACUCUGGAAUUUUUAAAAAUUCCUUCCACUCUUGCUCCACCCACUGACCCAUCUGUGCCCAUCUGGAUUAUUAUAUUUGGCGUGAUAUUUUGCAUCGUCAUAGUCGCAGUCAUGCUAUUGAUUUUAUCAGGAAUCCGGCAACGUAGAAGGAUGAGCAAAGGACCAACUGAAGUGGAUGACACUGAGGAGAAGUGUGAAAACACGAUCACAAUUGAGAAUGGCAUCCCCUGCGACCCUCUGGACACCAAGGGAGGGCGCAUUAACGACGCCUUCCUGACAGAGGAUGAGCGGCUCACCCCUCUCUGAAAGGCUGCUGAUUUGGUCCCCCAGGCAACCCAACACGUGUCUCUGUGCAACUGCUGAGCAUUAUAAAUGAUCAAGGGCAGAUUGUAUAUUUUGUUUCACCAUUCUUCUCUUGUAAGAAAUUUUUAGUGUGCAUGAAAGUAAAAUGCAAUCAGUUAUACCGAUGAAGACCUUUGGAAUCAUAAGCUGUUGACUCCUCAAGAUAUUCCACAAUAUUUCACUGACAACACAAUGUGUAAGUGUAGUCAUGUGUCUUUAGUUAUUGGUUUAAAAAUGCAUUCGUGUUAAGCAUUUCCAGAAAGAAGGUCAGGCUACUACAUAUAUAUAUAUAUUUUUCACACUUUGAAGACCUAAAGAGAAAUAUUUUUUCCAGUGGAGAAUACCUAUAAUAUGGUAUAUAAAUCUUUGGGAAUGGAUUUUUUUAUUGUUUGGAUCACUCUGUAUAUGACUAAGUAAGCAAGAAUAAAAAAUAAUGAUUAUAACUGAGAGAUGAAAAUGGGAGUUCAAUACAUGAACUGAAAUUUGAUCCUGUUAUCACAUGAAUACUUAUUUAUUCUCUAUCAGUCUCUAAUAGUGUAGCCCCAUUUGCUGACUAUUUCUGCAAUUUGUAAAAGUACAAUCUAUGUGAAUUUAAUAAAGUGCUAAUCACCUCUUUUUAAUUAUG